This is a messenger RNA of Drepanopeziza brunnea f. sp. 'multigermtubi' MB_m1, 1173 nucleotides long. RefSeq lists its product as uncharacterized. The record is from RefSeq and is a predicted model, not a curated record. Lineage: Eukaryota; Fungi; Ascomycota; Leotiomycetes; Helotiales; Drepanopezizaceae.
AUGUCUGAGAUGCCCAAAGGCCACCGCUCUGUUAGAAGUCAAGGCUCCUACCGCAUAAACCCCAUCUCCAUUACCCCAACAACAACAACAAGAACAGCAACACAAUACGCCCCCCUUUCCGCCCGAACCACACUCCCGGGCGAGUACUACAGCUCCGCACCCAACAACACCAUGUCACAACAAGGAGGCUACCCGCAAGGCCCAUCUAGCUACGUCUCCAACGGUGGUCCCGUCCAACACCCCCUUGCACCACAGUACCAAUCCAUGCCUCCCGCUGCGCCCCAGGCCCCGGUACCCAUCCGCGCAUCCAGCGGUGCCUGGACGCCCGCAGACGACCAGACCCUCAUGGCAGCCAGGGCACAAGGCCUCAACUGGGCCCCGAUCCAAACCACGUAUUUCCCGUCCAAGACGCCAAAUGCAUGUCGCAAGCGGCACGAGCGGCUGAUGGAAAGACGUAGCGCGGACGACUGGGACGGAUUGAAGCUCGAGAAUCUAGCGAAGCAUUACAUGGUGAUGCGGCGGGAGAUAUGGGCCUCGCUUGCGGCGCAAACGGGAGAGAAGUGGAACGUGGUUGAGCAGAAGUGCAUGGCCCAAGGCCUCAAAAAUCUCCAAACAGCCGCCCGCUCCUGUGCCCGCCGCGAACGUCUGGUCCUCUCCCCCAACCAGCCACACUCUCAACAUGACUUCUCUUCGUCCUCGUCCUCCCAUCUUUCCCAACACCAUCCCCAUUCCCACAGCCAGAACAACGCCUACCCUCUAACCACCACCACGACCAAACCCUUCGACCACCAAGCCGAUGAUUCCGGCUACGCCGACGCCGACGCCGAUCCUGACGAUCUCGACCUCGACUUGGAGCCGGGGUACGCUUCAGACCGCUCCUCGACUGGAUAUCAGGGCGGCCACUACCACUCGCACUCGCACCCGCAUCCGCAUUCGCACUCGCUUUCCAACGGGAGUAACAGCAACAGUAACAUCAGCGGCAAUGGGAGUAUGGGCGGGUACGUCAAUAUCAACAUUAACGGAGGGGGAGGGACAGGGGCAGGAGGGGAUCCGAGGUUUCUCAGUCAGCAGCAGCAGCAACAGCACCACGGGCAGGGGAGGUUGCCGAGUAUGGAUAUGGGGAUUGGAGCCAUCAUUAAUCGCACGGGGGUAAAUCGUACGGGGGGGAGCUAA